GGUCAGGCUGUUUUAUGACGUCAAACGUGAGCGACGCAGCGUCGACUUGCAAAUCGACAAAAAAGAUAGGAGAACUCCCAUCAAAAAGGUCGGCACUGUAGACUCAAUUAUUGGUUUCUUAUCGACGGAAUACUAUUCAACCACCGUUCGACUGAAAGGACUUCUCAAAUACAGGCGAUAGCUUCAACAAGGAAAACGUGCUAGCAUGGCUGCUAGGUGGGACGAGCACCAGGCUUAUGAGGAGCUUUUGCACUGGGACAGCCUCAUCCAACAAGGUCACCGGCUCCAUCCGCAGGAAUUUGACAGAUAUGAGGAGCUGCGUUACUGGUAUGACUGCCGGUGUUACGAGGACGAGCUGAGACAGUACCAUGACUAUAUUUCUGCAAUGGAGACAGCGGAACAUCCACAAUAUCACAAGGAUGCUUUGUCGAACCAGAUACACGCGGGGCCAAACGAUCGCCGUGUGAUGGCAAAACACUCUGAGAUUUACCCGUCUGCAGCGGAGCUAGAGGCGGUGCAGACAAUCGUGUCCCAUGUGGAAUGUGCAUUAAAGACCGUGUCCGAUCAAAUUGAUGCUCAAAAUUUGGGCAAAGGAAAUCAAGAGUCCAAAAGUGCAAAAAAGCGUCUCCUGCAUGGCAUUAUGAGAGUGGGCCUCCUGGCCAAAGGACUUCUGCUCAAAGGCGACAUGAACCUGGAACUGGUGCUCUUUUGUUUCAACAAGCCUACCGUCACUCUGCUUAAACAAGUGGCUGAGAGUCUAACUGCCCAAUUGGAGGCUGAGGCUGCUGGGUUGUAUACGGUGAUCCCAAGUCCGACGGAUGCAGUCAUCAACGUGAAAAGCACCAAAGAGUUAGCCCUGACUCUCACCCUCCACCUCACGUCACCCCAGGUCAGAGUGGAGCACCAGAGUGAGCCCUCGGAGGAAAAAUCGCGAACAGACAACGAUCUGCCGGACGUUCUGGACAGACAGAAAUGCCUAACUUCCUUGGCGUCUCUCCGCCACGCCAAGUGGUUCCAGGCAAAAGUCAAUCAUCUGAAUUCUGCCGUUAUUGUCAUCCGGGUCUUGAGGGAUUUGUGUAUUCGUGUUCCUACAUGGGCACCACUCUCUGGAUGGCCUCUUGAACUACUGGCAGAAAAGGCCAUCAGUACAUCAGAGAGGCCACUGGGCCCAGGCGAGGCGUUCCGCAGGGUUCUCGAGUGCAUUGCCUCUGGAAUCCUCUUGCAUGAUGGUCCUGGAAUUAAAGAUCCCUGUGAGAAGGAACCUGUUGAUGUCCUUGGAUGUCUCACCUUACAGCAGCGUGAAGACACCACGCAGAGUGCACAGUUGGCAUUGCGACUGUGUGCAUUUGGAAUGAUGUACAAAGUUUUGGGGAUCGAGGCCAAGCCCGGCAGGCCCUGGAAAGCAUUGGGAGCCAGUGCAAAAAUUGUACCAGACCUCAUGAAACCGGCUGGACCUUCUCUGCCAGCUAAAAGAUCCUUCAGCGAAGUGGCCAAAGGAAAGGAGGACUCAAUAAAUAGCAAACAGAGGAAGUUCCUCAAAUUUCAGAAGCGUUUUCCACGGAAGUCAUUGACUGAUGACUUAAGCAUGAAUGCUGUCAUGCGUCUGAACCAGUACCGACCCGGUCUUGAGUACCGGCUCACCUCCCAGACUGGUCCAGUCCAUGAGCCGGUUUUCACGAUGGCUGUGGACGUAAAUGGGAAAACGUACGAGUCCACCGGGCCUUCGAAAAGAACAGCCAAGCUUAACGUAGCCACCAAGGUCCUGCAAGAUCUCGGUCUUCCAACAGGCUCGGAUUCCAAAGCUGAACCCAAGGUUGAGGGGGGCCAGGAAGUAAUUGCAAGCGCCUCCACUGCUUCAGAAGACAAUGCUCAGGGUCCUAUUUUGACCAAGAAUGGGAAGAACCCCGUCAUGGAACUGAAUGAGAAAAGACGCAGUCUGAAGUACGAACUCUCCGCUGAGACGGGUGGCUCCCACGAGAAGUGCUUCGUCAUGGAGGUGGAGGUCGAUGGACAGAAGUUCAAAGGUAGAGGUUCCAACAAGAAGGAGGCGAAAGCCUACGCCGCUCUUGCCGCUCUGGAGAAGUUGUUCCCAGACACGCCUCUCAUGUCCAAGAAAACGUCCAAGAAACUCACAUACACUGACAUGCAUAUUCCAGGAUUCGGUACGAUUCGCGGGAUCCCUUCAGAUCCCGGAUCACCAGACUGGGGUCUUGGCAGAGGUCGAGGAAGGGGCCGAGGGAAACCCUUUUCUUCAGGCCCCGCUUACAACAAAACCAACUUCAAAUAUGAGAGCAACUCUGGAAGAGGUUAUCACAAGUUGUACAGUAACAACGGAGCCGGGACCGCGGGUUCCACCAAAGCCGUCGGCACAGUCGCCGGCGCCGCUUGUGGCAGCACAGGAAGCACUACUGGCUACGGCACGUUUUACCCUGAAAGCACCACCACCACUUACUCGGCCCCACCCAUCUCCAGCACCAACACCAACACCAGCACAACCACAUCAGGUAGCUACAAGUCCAUGCCCCCGCCUGCCGACCAGCAGAGUCCUUACAGUUACGGCUACGGGGAUGAGAAGAAGAAGAUGCUCACUCAAGGUCAGACCGAGGCUUCAGCACAGGGAGCCAAUUACUCCAUGUACAGCACCGCGUAUCCCAACACCGUGGUGGGGGGCCAAAUGUAUAAUAAUUAUGGAUGGUCAAAUCAGACAAACUGGGGAAGUCAGCAAGGCUACGGCUCGUACCAGUCCUACACGGGACAAAACCAGACCUCAUUUCCUGGAAACAGCGGCACAAAUUAUUAGCGGUAUCCUCGUGCAGCCUUUCCCAACUCAUAAACGCCACUGAGUGUUCAACCCGGACGACGACACGACGACGACGAUCCUGGAAUAGGAAAAAAAAACCUUUAAAUGUCGCUCAAACUGGAAUGUUGCUGUUUGUUGUGUCAUCACAUGUCCCGAUUGGUUUGUCACAUCUUUAAUCCGUUUUAAUGUUGCUCCAUUUUACGUUUUGAUUAGCUGUACGUUAAACUUUGCUUUGCAUGAUUUACGUUCCACCGCAGCGUCUUUAUUAGUUACUGUGACAAACCUGUACUAUGCCUUCUUAAUAAACUAUUUUACUUUGGAGCAAAGUUCAUGCCUGUCAGUGGAGCUGUGACGUGCGCCUUUUAAAGUGGAGCAUCUAGGGCAAAGUUGACGUUUAAAUGGAGGGAAAAAAAAAACAGGUCAACUUCAACCUUGUGGUAAAGAAACCAAACAUAUCAGCAAUACAUGGAAGUGUUUUGUACAAGUGGCUUCUGACCUCUGUGGACAAACUGUUAUACGUAGCAUGUGUAGCUGACAUGUUUGUUGAUAAAAAAUUGCCUCACUGACCCUAGAGGAGGGGAGGUAAUAGGAGACUCCAGUUCGAUUCCACCCUCGGGCAUCUCUGUGUGGAGUUUGCAUGUUCUCCCCGUGCAUGCGUGGGUUUUCUCCGGGUACUCCGGUUUCCUCCCACAUUCCAAAAAACAUGCUAGGUUAAUUAGCGACUCCAAAUUGUCCAUAGGUAUGAAUGUGAGUGUGAAUGGUUGUUUGUCUAUAUGUGCCCUGUGAUUGGCUGGCCACCAGUCCAGGGUGUACCCCGCCUCUCGCCCGAAAGACAGCUGGGUUAGGCUCCAGCACCCCCGCAACCCUCGUGAGGAAAAGCGGUAGAAAAUGAACGAAUGUUGGACAAGUGGUUAGUAUGCAGGCCACACAGCUAGGAAACCCGAGUUCAAUUCCACCCUCAGCUAUCUCUCUGUGGAGUUUGCACGUUCUCCAUGUACAUUUUCUCCGGGUACUCCGGUUUCCUCCCACAUUCCAAAAACAUGCUAGGUUAAUUAGCGACUCCAAAUUGUCCAUAGGUAUGAAUGUGAGUGUGAAUGGUUGUUUGUCUAUAUGUGCCCUGUGAUUGGCUGGCAACCAGACAGCUGGGAUAGGCUCCAGCACCCCUGCGACCCUCUUGAGAUUAAGCAGUAGAAAAUGAAUGUCUUUAAAUGCUGCGAUUGGCUGUGUACCCUGCCUCUUUUCCAAAGUCAACUGGGAUAGGCUCCUGCAUACCCCUUUGAAAAUGAAUGAAAGUCAAUUUUUUUUUU
Doryrhamphus excisus (bluestripe pipefish) is the source of this 4107-nucleotide messenger RNA. RefSeq names its product interleukin enhancer-binding factor 3-like. Gene Ontology annotation, molecular function: single-stranded RNA binding; double-stranded RNA binding. Lineage: Eukaryota; Metazoa; Chordata; Actinopteri; Syngnathiformes; Syngnathidae. The record is from RefSeq and is a predicted model, not a curated record. Gene Ontology annotation, cellular component: precatalytic spliceosome.